AACGACUGAAUAUUUACUAACAUACGGCCACUGGUGUAACACGCGAAAUAUGUUGUCAAAAUAUUUCUCCGUCGUGAUACUGUGCCUGACCGUCGUCAACGGAAAUCUUGUAGAGCCCGGAGAGCCGAAAUGUUUAUCGAAAUUUGACUAUGACGAGAAAAUGUUAAUGAAACAAUUAAGACUGGAGGACAAAGUUCAGAAAUUCGAGGAUUUUAUUAAUGAAGUAAAGGCAAAGGGGGAAAAGGAAAAAGAGGAGCGCGUUAAAUUGCUUGCUGUAGAGUUGGAGAAAUUCAAACAAGAGAACGCGGAAGAGAUUGCGAGACAGAAAAAUGUGACGUCAGUAAUGCUCAAAGACUUGGCAAAUUCUAAGAUCGAGCUAGAAGAAAAGAUGAAAGAUAAAUCAGAACCUAAGAAAGAGGAGGUCGUGGCAUUCACCGUCUCUACACCUGCGAAGGGUACUAGUGCAAACUCCAUGACUUUCACGGAGAUCAUUACAAACGAAGGUAACGGGUUUGAUACAUCGACAGGCACGUUCACAUGCCCAGUUAACGGGCUCUACUACUUUUCCUUACACAUCAUGAAAAAGAGGUCCUCAAGUACAGACGCUGCCGGAUGUUCUAUUUAUCUGAACGGAACCGGUAAGGUGAGAGCUUUUGUUGAUCCACAGGACGGGUCCAAUGGUGCGGACAACGGAAGUUACGGGGCUUCGAACUCGGUAUACCUCAUACUGAAGGUUGGAGAUGUGGUGACCAUAGAAGGCUGUACAAGUCGGUCGUCAGAUGAUGUCGAAUCACAGACCUCGUUCAGUGGUUAUUUAGAAGAACGAAUUUGAAAGAAAAAAAUUACAUUAAAAAAACAUAAACUUUUAUUACUGUAAUCAGUGUAAGCUUUUUUAAAGCAGCACGUCUUCAUGAUAAUUUUGUGGUUAUUUUUAUUAUUAAAAAUUGUUUAAGUUGGUGAAAUAUUGCCAAGCGAAUAAAUAAAGGGACUUAAUCUACUCCAAGACACUAACAAUGCGCUGCAAUCAACAAAAAUAUAAUGCAAAAAUAGUGAGAUAUAAUAUUUGCUCCGUUAAUAAGGGAGAUAAAAAACAUUGUUUUAAUAACUGGUGUCAUAAGUUGUGCCAAUCGUGUACCGUACCACAUGGAUUGCAAAGAAUUUUACAUUUUCUUUGGUGUUUAAGCCCAUCUGCAGAAAUACAGAUAUAUUAAGAGAUUUAGUGAAAUAAUGCUCCCAGUAAGACAUUUAGUGAAAUAAUGCUCCCAGUUAGACAUUUAGUGAAAUAAUGCUCCCAGUUAGACAUUUAGUGAAAUAAUG
Molecule: messenger RNA, 1317 nt
Organism: Ruditapes philippinarum (Manila clam)
Lineage: Eukaryota; Metazoa; Mollusca; Bivalvia; Venerida; Veneridae
Product: complement C1q subcomponent subunit C-like
Exons: 2
Coding region: 50-832 (260 amino acids)
Molecular function (GO): protein binding
Source: RefSeq, a predicted model, not a curated record